UUCGUUUUCCAUUUUUUUUUUUUUUUGAGAUCUGAUCUCUGCCUCUUUCUCUCUCGUAUUUGCGCUUGGAUAUGGCUUCGACAGAGCCUUCUUCUUCUGCACCGUCCGUUAAGGAAGAGCAACCACCACAUGAGAAGCAACAGAAAUUAGAAAGUAAUAAUAAUAAAGAUCGAGAUGUAAACGUUUUUGGUUUUGACGAUGAGACGUUGUGGAGGAUGUUGGAUUAUUACGAAGACGAUGAUGGUGACGCUGACGAUUCAGUGGAUGAGGAUUACUCCGAUGGUGAACGUGAGAUUACUGACGAAGAGAUUGGGCGAUAUAAGGCUGCUUUGGAAAUCAGCGAUGGUUUUGAUGUUCCAUCAUUUCCUGGCGUUUCUUGUUGCGGUCUUAUUACACCCGUUGUAUUGAGUGCCUAUUCUCUUGAAACCCUCAAGCCUCUUUGUGUUGCUGCCAUGGAAUACUAUAAUAAUGAAAAGAAAACAAACUAUAAGUUUCUGGAGUUGAAAAAAGCAAAUGUAAAAGGUUGCUGUGGUCUUCUUUACUAUUUAACCUUUGUGGGAAGGAUUCCUGAAGUUAACACUACUCAGAUCUUCGAAGCACGCGUUUUGUGGGGGAUUCCUAAAAACGUAGGAGAUGAUCCGACGGAGGUUUAUUCUUGUAGGGAAAAGAGUCAACAGACUCCUCCUGCCACAACAGAUUACAAACUUGAGUUCUGUGCUAUUUGA
Messenger RNA from Durio zibethinus, 725 nucleotides. Lineage: Eukaryota; Viridiplantae; Streptophyta; Magnoliopsida; Malvales; Malvaceae. The record is from RefSeq and is a predicted model, not a curated record.